This is a messenger RNA of Botrytis porri, 5274 nucleotides long. RefSeq lists its product as uncharacterized. Gene Ontology annotation, molecular function: DNA-binding transcription factor activity, RNA polymerase II-specific; zinc ion binding. The coding region runs from base 223 to 5274 and encodes 1683 amino acids. Lineage: Eukaryota; Fungi; Ascomycota; Leotiomycetes; Helotiales; Sclerotiniaceae. The record is from RefSeq and is a predicted model, not a curated record. Gene Ontology annotation, biological process: regulation of DNA-templated transcription. The transcript is spliced from 12 exons.
UUGUGGUAUGUCUCGUAUCUUUGGGAGUAUGAUAGCGAAGGAACAGAUUGCCGCAACAAGGCUGGCAGGUUUUGACGGCUGCUAAUCUUGAAAAAGUCUCAAGACAAGUCCUCGAACAAAAGAUUCGUCCUUCGGGUAUAUAUACGAUUGUUCAUACUUCAGCAACGAAAUUGCGCGACUAGAGUCUACCUGCUAAUCAGCCUUCUGGUUUAACCAGUCACGAUGAUGAAAAAUGACAAGAGGGAAUUUGAAGAUCUCAUGCCUUUUCCUGCUGAUGGGAAUGUGUACGUGCAUGUAAACAACGACGAUGAGGACUCUCAUGAGAGCAUGAAGCCUCCUGACGCAUGUCGGCGCAGUCUCGCGAAGGUCAAAACUGGAUGCAACAAUUGCAAAGCCAGACGAGUCAAAUGCGAUGAAACAAAGCCAGCUUGCAUGAAAUGUCAAAGGUCUGGACGUGUCUGCGAUAGAUAUCCAGCUUUGGACGAGCGAUGGAAGCCGGAAAACCAUAUGAUAGCCGUCUCAGCAUCCGGCAUGUCUGCAAACAACGAGCGUCACGAUACCAGUACACCUCCUCUGGCAAAUGAAAGAGACUAUAGAUUGGAAGACACAGUCCCUAGGUUGUCAUCCAUCAAGGAACAACUACCUGAGGAUGAUUCGGGGAGAGUGUCACAAAUGCUCAGUCCCGCCUUCCAGUUUCAUCAGACUCGUUGUCUGGAACGUUUGAGCAAUCUCAACCUGAGUCUCUUUUUCAAUUUUGUGACUCCACAGGGCCUACAAGUAAUAAAACACAUUCCCAUACAUUUCCACGCCAGGGCUCCGCUCCCGAAGGAUUUCAGCCUCAAACGUGUAGUCAUCCCGGAUGUAGCAAAAGAUCCAACGAUUUUUUUUCAACUCACAAGACAUGAAAAGUUACAUCUGUGCGCUGGAAUUUUUGGAGAGGAAGAUUACUCUACACAAUUCACAGUCGAACCUGCACCCGAUGAAUCUUCAAGACCCAGAAACUUAGGAUACACGAUCUUAAACAAAGCGACUGCUGAUCCCCUUGCAUCGGUCGACCAUGGCGUCCUCUCGGCCCAGGUACUGCAAGAUUUGAUCUCUUCUGAGAACAAUGGGAGUAAAUUAGAGACCAGUGAUUCAGCCAUUUCUCACUCAACCACAGCCAGGCACCCGAAAUGUUCAUAUUGUGAUUAUGAGCCAAGCAGACCCGAUCAGUGGAAGAUGGUCAACCUGACACGCCAUACCAGAGAAACACAUACUACAUAUCCUGACAGACUGCAUUGUCGGAUAAAUUACUGCAGAGCCACAUUUAGCAGAUCAGGCAAUCUCAAAGCUCACCAACAACAUUCCCAUGGUAUCUACCACGAUGUGACAAGACGCAGGCGGAGAAUUAUGGAAAAAGGCGGGAUCAAAAGCUCAAAAAAGGAUAACAAUAUUGUGAAAGAAGCAGUGAAUAUCGUCGCAGUUGAUGUCGUAGAUUCUAAAAACGAAGAACUUCAAGCCAUUCAGGCUCGAUCGCUGGAAUCUUUCGAAAGUGACAAACAGUAUACAGAGAAUCAUCGUGGUGAAGAAAUUUUCCCCCACAAAGAUCAUCCGUUACAUCAGUUGGGGCACCGUUAUUGCCAGGAGGCUGAGAUCCUCUCUGCUUCUACUUGGCCCCACGAUGAUCAGAUAAUUACCGAACAGUUGGGCAGACCAGGCUGCUCUGUCUCCGCAACUGACUUAGAAGUGCCAUCGAACUACGAAGCAAACUUCAACGAUAUGGAUUCAUCGGUAGCGAAUAUCAAUCAAAAUGAUUGGAUUGGGCUCAAGUCUACCCUCCCAAGAUCUGACUCAAUCACUCAAGACCUUCCCCAGGCAGCGAAAGAAGAGAUUUUAACUAUUAUCUGCACCGAUUCUGAACUUCAGUUGAGUCUGUCGAACAUUGCUUCCAAGAUUCCCAAACCACGAUUCGUUCGGAACAUUCGACGAUUGCUUCAGCUUUUUAUUCUUGAUCUCCGAGAGACUGUUACUGAUACUCGAGAAAAGGAUGCCGUUAAUAUCCUCGAACAGCAUGCACCAUGGUUUGCAGCCAGGCUUUUUGAUUUUUCAAAUCCUAAUAGAGACGCGGACUCACGUGCCAUGGCUUCAUAUCUAGACCAGCAAAUCGAUACAAAGUUGCUUCUUGAGCAGUACUUGGCAUCGAGUCUGGGAACUAAGCUUCUUGACGCUCAAAUAAGAGACGAAGCGGAGAAAAUAGAUACUGCUGCAAUGGAAGUACACGAUUUGAUCGAUAUUGAUUACUCGAACUUUCCAAAUGUAAAACGCAUCAAAAAGUUCAUCAGCGGGGGCUCGGCUUUUGAAGCCCUGCGCCUCAACACCUCUCAAUUUGCAAGAAAUGAGCUUCCAGGCCCUUCGUUGGGGAAUACAAGCGUCCAUAUUGAGCCAAAAAGCCCUUCACACCUCGAAACCAACCACUUCAGUAAUAUUCAACGAUUUAGAUGGAUCUUGGCAAAGCAAGCGAGAAUUGUAUUCGUUCUUCAGAGGUUUCUCAAACUCAUGAAAGCUCAGUCUAUUUUGCAUUCAUAUUUUGCUGUAGAUCAAGCAAAGCCCAAUAUCUUCGAAAUCGUAUCAAAUUCCUCCGAGAACAAUUCGUCGGAUGAAAAAUCAUCAAUCACUACUUCUGGUGAUAUCGAGUCUGACACAAACGACACAGACUACGAUUCCGGCGACCUUCCGGAUGAUGCAGAACUUUCUGCUUCAGCAGAAGAACAAAUAGCAAACCCAAAGGCCUACUUUGACAAAUUAAAAACCUUGGAACAGCAAAUUUUCAAUAAUUCAGGACUUUUUAUCCAUAAAACUGGCGAUUCUACUGGACCAGCCCAGAAUGAAGCUUUACUUUGCCUCACAGCAUCAGAGUACCACAAAACCCAGACUGAUUAUUAUCUGGAUAUCAUUAAACACUCAGACUCCGAGCUUCUUUUAGACCUUCUUGUAUGUCAUAACAGGGCCUAUAGGGCUGGCAAUAAUCUUACCGCACUUCAAGAGAAUGGUUAUUGUGCAAAAUAUAUCUCCUUGUUACAUACAAGAUCAGCAGAGGGCAGGGGUUGUAAGAAUAGUUCAGAUGGAGAUACAAAAUAUAUUAGAUUUAAUAAAAGUUUUCGAAAAGUUCGUGGGUAUAUUACUGGCCAAUUUCACUUCGAGAUGAUUUUACAACAUUUCCGCCGCGGAAGAGCUCGAUCGACUAAUAGAAGAAUCCGACGAUUCAAAUGCCUCGAGAUCUUGAAUAUAACGUCAAUCUCAACAUUGUCCGAUAUGGCUAGUCGGCUAUCACAUGGCUUUGUUUGGCAACUUACAACUCAGGUCAUCGAACUAGCAAUUUUAUCAUAUGCUGGCGCUCACAUUCAACCCUUUGAUACAGAGCUGGUGGAGAAGGAUUUGCCAUCAGUUCAUCUUCCACAGCGGUUCAAGUAUCAUGAUGAUGCUCUAAAUUGGCUUGGAGGUCUUUCUUGUAUCUCAAACUUGGGUGGAUGGGGUGUCAAAAUAUGCCGCCGACAGUUACAAUGUAUGGACAGGUUUUUAGGAGAAAAGCAGCCAUGGGUUUUCCAUCCCUUCAACUAUGGUUCUCCUGAUCACAAGAUAUGUUUGUUUCUAUCAUCAAGCAUCGAGGCUCUGACAGAUCUUUGGGGUCCGUCUUGGAAAAUUUUGAAAAGCUCCUUGACAAUUGAGAUCAAGCAAUAUGAUAUCGGGAAUGGUGCUAUAAUUCCAUGGACAACUCGAGCCGGCGUGAAUGACACCCAUGUGAUCCCUAUGAACUCAGAGGUCUUUUGCCACUGGAUACCAUUCAAGAGUUGGAACGAAAAAGAAGUUGAAGCAAACCAGGAAUCUUUACCUAGACAACACCUUUUGUCUUCCGACAUCUUAUUGAUUGGUGCACCUAACAAUUAUGGCCUUCUCGUCAAUGAAAAGUGUAUUCCAUCUCCCGAACGCGUCUUGCGUAUUAAAAGCCAAUCAUCGGAUCAACAAGCUCUUCGCUCACCUAAUACUUCUCGUGCUAGGCGAUAUGUCGAUUCACAUGCGAUACAGAGACAGGGCAGUGCCAUGGGACUUAUAUCUGGAGCAGGUCAAGUAACUUAUAAAUGGAGAAUUGGGCACACAAUGAAGGAUGCCUUAGUGGAGCGAUGGCGACAUGGUUUACGGAAUCCUCUUGAUCUUGAAGCUUACUCUGGGGUUGAGGUAUCUCUCUGUUCUCGCAAUGCUCGUCGUCGACGAUUGCUAAGCAUUCUCGCAUCCGAUACUAUGGUCAAUUAUCUUCAUGCGAUUUCUUUUGUAUGGAAUGAUGGAGUUUGCGAGUAUUCAUACUUCAAUGCAUUACGCUGCCCAAAGUCAUUUCGCAAAUUUUGGAAGGCACAUAAAGAUUGGCAGACAAAUAUUGGUGAUGCAGUUUCCAAGUGUUUGGAUGCACUAGAAGAGACAGGUAUUGAUGAGGAUAAUCAGGAAUCAAAGGGGGAUUCAGAUAGGGAGGAUGAUGACGAUUCUAUUGGACAGCCCGACUCGAUCAAAAACAAUUCUACUGGCGGCGGAAUUCAAUCACCAGUACAAGAUGAUAUUGCCACCGGACUUCCAACUCCACCAAAUAGUUUAGCUUCAGUGGAUUUGGACACUUGCAAAUUUUUCGAGGAAUGGGUCGUUACAUUAUUUCGAUCGGAACAUACAUGGACAGAAUUUAUAGAGGACUCUGAAGAAUCAUUAACUAUGGUAGUUGUUGCGAAGGAAUGUCUUGAUUUUCACGACCAAGAUGGAUUCGGACGCUGUUGUUCCCUUGCAGCGAAAAUCAAAGGAUAUCCUGUUCUACAAACCUCGCUACAAAUUAAUGAAUCACUACUUUCCAGCUGCUCUGCAAAGCUCAAGCAAGAAAAGAAUGCACACGAAUUAAAGAGGGGAACUAAAUUCUGUUUGGGUAAUCAUGGAACAUUCGAAGUUAUCUCUGGGUCUUCCGAUUUAUGCCCAACGGUAGUAGAGUGGAAAGGAGUAAAAGGAGGAAAAUGUGUCGGGGGGAUAUUGAAAGAGGUGAAAAAUGUAGGUGUCAACGAGAACUUGCUUGGAAAGAGCGUUGAGAAACAUCAUAAAGAGUUUAUGAAGGGAUGUUGGCAAGUCAAGCCACUGCCCGUUUUGGUUCUGAGUAAGAGUACAAAGGUUAGAUUUGGGAAAGAUCAGAAAUAUUCAGGUCUCAUUUUCGUUCCCUCUUGCUUUCCUUUUGCUCCCUUUUCCGAAUGCAAUGCUCCAUUGUUGAAGUAA